AUGCCACGUAUAAGAACUAUGAAUUCAAGAAAGCCACCUGAAGGUUGGCAUAAGGUUGAGUCCUUUUUAGAAGAAAUGAAUAAACAAAUGAGAAGUUUGGAAAAUGAAGAUACUUCUAAAAAAAGGAAAAAUGAAAUAUUGUGGCCAAUUUUUCAAAUAAACCAUAAAACGUCUCGUUAUAUAUAUGAAUUAUAUUAUAAAAGGAAAGAAAUAUCAAGAGAGUUAUAUGAUUAUUUAGUUCAAGAAAAGUACGUAGAUGGAGCUUUAAUUUCUAAAUGGAGAAAGCAGGGAUAUGAAAAUUUGUGUUGCUUAAAAUGUAUACAAGUAUCAGACAGUAAUUUUAGUAAUACUUGUAUAUGUAGGGUGCCAAAAAGUGAUUUAGGAAAUAAGGUAUUACAAUGUGUAAAUUGUGGAUGUAGGGGUUGUGCAAGUGGAGAUAAUUAA
This is a messenger RNA of Plasmodium adleri (nom. inval.), 444 nucleotides long. RefSeq names its product G10 protein, putative. Bases 1 to 444 code for a protein of 147 amino acids. Lineage: Eukaryota; Apicomplexa; Aconoidasida; Haemosporida; Plasmodiidae. Gene Ontology annotation, biological process: mRNA splicing, via spliceosome. The record is from RefSeq and is a predicted model, not a curated record. The transcript is spliced from 3 exons. Gene Ontology annotation, cellular component: nucleus; spliceosomal complex.